AUGGCAUUAAUCGAAAAUAUAAGUGAACCAUCGACGUGUAUGGCAGCAGUGGAAGCUGUAAGCUGCGCAGAUAUUGAGUCCAGCAAAGAAGCCGCGAAAAAACUCAAAACGUUGCGAAAGUUCGAAGAAGAAAAGAAAUUGUAUGCCUGUGAUUCGCAAAAUCUUCAUAAAUUAUAUGAGAAGGAAUGGAAACGAAUAGAAAAUUUAGCAACAAAUCGACGGCGUAAGGAUUCUCGAUCACGUGAUAGUAAUUUUACUACUGAAAUGUUAUCGAAGCAGUUAAAAUCACUUAGACUACCCGAUUCUUACGGAAGCUCUGCUACAAAUAGUGAUUUGAACAAGAAAAGUUGA
Molecule: messenger RNA, 351 nt
Organism: Loa loa (African eye worm)
Lineage: Eukaryota; Metazoa; Nematoda; Chromadorea; Rhabditida; Onchocercidae
Exons: 2
Coding region: 1-351 (116 amino acids)
Source: RefSeq, a predicted model, not a curated record